Solea senegalensis (Senegalese sole) is the source of this 1106-nucleotide messenger RNA. RefSeq names its product glutathione S-transferase theta 1b (gene gstt1b). The record is from RefSeq and is a predicted model, not a curated record. The transcript is spliced from 5 exons. Gene Ontology annotation, cellular component: cytoplasm. The coding region runs from base 124 to 849 and encodes 241 amino acids. Gene Ontology annotation, molecular function: glutathione transferase activity. NCBI's taxonomy places the organism in Eukaryota, Metazoa, Chordata, Actinopteri, Pleuronectiformes, Soleidae. Gene Ontology annotation, biological process: glutathione metabolic process.
UUUUACUCUUGAGACUCUGGUGAGAAGUCACCGGUGAAACAUCAGCGGGAAUCUCCUUCAAUCACCUGAAAUCAUCUGGAAUCUCCUGGAAUCUCCUGAAAUCACCUGGAAUCACCUGGAAUCAUGGUUUUAGAACUCUACCUGGAUCUGAACUCUCAACCCUGUCGCUCUGUUUACAUCUUUGCCAAGAAAAACAACAUUCCCUUUGACUUUCAGAAGAUUUCGCUGCUGGACGGUGAACAGUAUGGAGAAGAGUUCGGGAAGAUCAGCUUGAUCAGAAAAGCUCCGGCCCUGCGAGAUGGAGACUUCUGUCUGGCUGAGAGUGUUGCCAUCCUUCAUUAUCUGGCUGAGAAGUUUAACACUCCAGACUUCUGGUUUCCAGUCGACCUCCAUCAACGCGCUCGUGUUAACGAGUAUCUGUCGUGGCAGCACAUGGCGUUACGAAUGCACGGCUCCAAGAUUUUCUGGCUGAGGCUCUUGAUUCCAAAGAUCCUGGGUGUGGACGUCCCUCAGGACAAGAUGGACGCGGCCCUGGACGACCUGAAGCACUCGCUGAACCUCCUGGAAGAGAAGUUCAUCCAGGACAAACCUUUCAUAGUAGGAGAUCAGAUCUCACUGGCCGACCUGGUCGCCAUCGUGGAGGUCAUGCAGCCUCUGGGUUCUGGCUUGGACGUGUUUGAGGACCGACCCAAACUGAGCGCGUGGCGGGACAGAGUCGAGGCCGCCAUUGGAAAGGAGCUGUUUGACGACGCCCACCAGACCAUCCUGACCGCCCAGGAAAGAGUGUCCGCCAUGGACGCCAGCAAGAUGCAGGUCUUCAAGCCCAAGAUCGUCAGCUUGUUCCUGUGAAGAGGAGAACUCUGGUUUGGGUUCUGGUUCUGUCCAAAUGAGCUCAGUAAAGUUUCUCAUCAGAGUCCAGUCAGCGAAGUCCUCACUGUGUCAUUAAAAUCACAUUCCACAUAUAAGUUGAUUUAUAAAAUCUAACUGUCAAAUUAUGAUAAAUAAUAGAGAAUAUGUUGUUCUUUUAACUUCAGUAACAAGUUAUUAAGCAACAUUUACGUUCCGUCUUUUCAAAAAUGAUGAAUAAAAAUUAUAACGUUUGUCAA